GGCUCCCCCGGGGCUCGCCGGCCUCGUGCGUGCGCACGCGCGCUGUCCCCCGGAGGCGUCUGGGUGUGCGGAGCGCGCGCGCGCGGCUCGGAGGCGCACCUGUGAGGUGUCCCUUGAGGAGAGAGAGGGAGGGUGGGUGCGUGGAGCCCGCGGCCUGGGGCGCUUCAACCCCUCACUUGGAAGCGCCUCGCGUCCCAGCAGAGCCCUGCGAGCAUCCUACUCAGGUGAUGAGGAACCCUUCGUGCACCCAGCGCAGAACGCCGCUGCCGCUGGACGCCUCCAUUGUUUGACCACAACAAGGGCCGGAUUCUCACCCAGCAGGAUCCUCAGCCUUCUGUAGCCCUUCAGCCACUGUGGGCCCUGCCUCUGCCUCCUCUUCUGGAAUGUCUUGGGGGUUUUGACUCCUGGCACCGUGACCUGCAAAUCCAAGAGACACCUCUCUGGAAGAUAAGAGCUUCUUUCUCAAGAUCAAAAAAGGAGACGAGUGAUACCUCUGUAGGGAUCCUCAGGAGGAAGGCGACGUACUUGGAACCCAAGGAGCUUGCUUCCUGGGAAGGCUCCUGUCUGAUGUGGAGGAGGCAGAAUGUCCCACUGACUCUUCGAGGGGAGCUUACAGGGGAUCGAGACCAGCACGCAGUAUCUCACCCUCUACGACAAAGGACACCGUGCAGUCCUUUUCCUAGAAGUGAGAAGUCCGAGACUGUUCUAGAGGCAGAAGAUUCUAGGGGCUUAAAAACGCAAAGGUUUGCACCUUGGGAGCCCCUUGGAAUGUUGACAACUCAGGACCUACAAGAAAGUUGUGUGUUUAUGAGUUACAGAAUUCAUGUGGAGAUCAGUGUCACUUUAUAAUCAGUAGUAAUACCGCGUGAGGAACACUAUGCAGGAAGAAGGCUUCCAUAGAAAGACAGGCAGGGAAAAGCUUAGGCCGACCUUAAACCUACCGAACAGAGCGAGCCUGAGAUAAACUGCCAAAAUGGCCAAAUAAGAGACUUGAUGAGAUAGCAACCCUGUAACUAUAGUAGUUGUAAGGAAAUUUUCUCCUCUAAGUCACGAUACCAAAUAGGAAAAAUGAUCUACAAGUGCCCCAUGUGUAGGGAAUUUUUCUCUGAGAGAGCAGAUCUUUUUAUGCAUCAGAAAAUUCACACUGCUGAGAAGCCCCAUAAGUGUGACAAGUGUGAUAAGGGUUUCUUUCACAUAUCAGAGCUUCACAUUCAUUGGAGAGACCAUACAGGAGAGAAGGUCUAUAAAUGUGAUGAUUGUGGUAAGGAUUUUAGUACUACAACAAAACUUAACAGACAUAAGAAAAUCCACACAGUGGAAAAGCCCUAUAAAUGUUACGAGUGUGGCAAAGCCUUCAAUUGGAGCUCACAUCUUCAAAUUCACAUGAGAGUUCAUACAGGUGAGAAACCCUAUGUCUGUAGCGAGUGUGGAAGGGGGUUUAGUAAUAGUUCAAACCUCUGCAUGCAUCAGAGAGUCCACACCGGAGAGAAACCCUUUAAAUGUGAAGAGUGUGGGAAGGCCUUCAGGCACACCUCCAGCCUCUGCAUGCAUCAGAGAGUCCACACAGGAGAGAAACCCUAUAAAUGUUAUGAGUGUGGGAAGGCCUUCAGCCAGAGCUCCAGCCUCUGCAUCCAUCAGAGAGUGCACACCGGGGAGAAGCCCUAUAGAUGUUGUGGGUGUGGGAAGGCUUUCAGCCAGAGCUCCAGUCUCUGCAUCCAUCAGAGAGUUCACACCGGGGAGAAGCCUUUUAAAUGUGAUGAGUGUGGGAAGGCCUUCAGCCAGAGCACCAGCCUCUGCAUCCAUCAGAGAGUGCACACAAAGGAGAGAAACCAUCUCAAAAUAUCAGUUAUAUAAAGCGUCUUGCUAAGAGUUAAAAAUCUUAAAACCCGUAAGUGCCACUAGGAAGGAAACCCUGUAAAUACCUGCAUUGACCCAAAAAAUUUUUACAGCAAGCUCCAGCAGAACAUUCUUGUCAAAAAGGCACAUGAGGUUGAUUUUUUUGAUUCAUGCCAAGUGUGUUCCACAACUUGACUUUGAAUCUGGAAUCCCUGUAGUGUCUGCCCAAGACAGGCUGUGAGGUCCCAGCAUUUCUCAUCCACAAAAACGUGGAUGUGCGUUUCCUGGGAUUUGGCACGAUGCCUCGGUAGUUGAAACACUGCACAGGAAACCAUGAUCAUUGCACAGCCUCCGUUGUCACCUGUUGAUGCUUUACUCAACAGUUACCCAGGUGCUCCCCCAUCGGGAGCUCACAGCCCCCAUUUGAUUUGAGCAUACCGGUUACUGCACUUGAAAACGGACAGCUCCCACUGAGACAGUGUUCUGGUAUUUCUGAGGUUCCACUCGAUUCAGCCCCUCCGUGUCUUUCCAUAGGUCCCAUUAUUGCUGAACCCACUCUACCUAUCUGUCCUCAAAACACCCAUAAAUAUCCACCCCUUCCUAGAUGGCAUUCAAUUUCAUUUUAGAUUUUAGGUGACUCAUAAUUUCCAUUCACUUGGCCUCUCAGAGAAAUCAUUAGAGACGUACAUGCCCUUGAACUUUUUUUUUUAACUUUGUGGAUUCUGCUAAUCACUGCGUCUCUGUUAGUCAGACUUACUUUUCUAGUGGCUGCAUCGCAUAUUUUUAACUUGAAUUUUUUUUGGAAUUAGCUGAAUGUAAAUAGCAGGGAGGAAGAAGCAAGCAAAGUUAGAACUUUCUCCAUCCAGCUUGCCCUCUCGGGCUCCUUCUGUCACGUGGAGCUAUGUACUGGCUCCGGGGAGACCAUAGGAGAAGUGGGUGGUAGGAGGAGUCGCAACAUUUAGUCUCCUUUUCUGUACUUUUGGGCAAUAACGAGUAGGAGUCCUCCAUACCCCUUCGUGGAGGAUUGUGUGCCAGUUCCUUUUUAGGCAUGAAUGUCUAUGCUAAUUGACCUUUUCUUUAGUCAUUCAUUCAACAAGUAUUUAUUGAACACCUCCUACGUGCCAGGCACUGCUGGCUGCUGGGAAUACCACUGAAUCAGGCGGACAAGGGCCCCGCUCGUGGAAUUGACUUCUGGGGGGCGAGACGGGCGCUAAGCAAGUCAACAUAAAUAAUGUAGUUUGAGGUAGUGAUUAAGUGCUAUGAAGAAAAUAAACUAGGGUGAUGCUGUAGAGGGGUGGGGUGGGGUGGGGGUGGGGCAACAUUAGCUAGUGGUCAGGCAGGGCCUUUCGGAGGGGCGGCACUGGAGCGGGGCCCCAGAAGCACCCGGGACAGAGCACAGGUGCUGCGGUGGGUGGAGCCGCCACGCGUGGGGGACACAGAGGUGGCAGGCGUGGCGUGUAAGUGGUGGGAGGGGAGCUGCUGAGCUGCUCAGCGCGUUUAUAGGCCUUUUUUUUUUUUUCGCUAGAUUGAUAUUAAAAACUCAUGUGGAGGAACUCAAGGAAUGUUUAGAAGACCAAAAGUCCCCAAUGACAACAACAAAAAGCAUCUAAUUUUUAGCUUUGUUUCUCUUCUCAUUCCUGUUUUUAUUGAUUUCCCACAUGUCCUUUUGCUCAGGAAGUCUUUGGGGAAAUUAAGGAUUUUUGAAACUCUGAAAUGGGUGAUCUUGUUAGGGGUGUCUGUCCACUGUCAGGUUGGAAAUGAACUCCCCAGAAUCGUCAUGGAAAUACUGACACAAAGCUGGGUUUUCUCCCCACAUUUGAAAUAAUUUCUUCUGUUCGAAUGGAAGGGGUUUCUGUGUAACUAAGACCUCAAUGCAUAAAGGAGAUUGAAAGGAGCACAUAAUUUUGUGGGCAGGCCGUGAAGUUAGAAGUGGGACUUGGGGUUGACUGCUUGCUGCCUGGACUUGGAUCCAGACACCUGUGAACAAGCCUCCAGGGGUCACUUCUCACACAUUCCCUCCUUUUCACAGAGAGGGCGGCUCAGUUAUUGGCCAAAGCCCCUUCCAGGCCCGAAUUCCUCGACUACGAUUUACUGUAGUGUCUUAGCACUCAUGUCACAGUAGCGUGAAGCGUUAGAGAAAAGCCUAGACUUUUAGUUGGUAGAGAGCCAGUUGAAAUAUCAUUGAUAGAAUUUUAGUUUUAGGAAAAAUUGGUUUGAUUUCUAGCUUUAUUAGGUAUGUGAGCUUGGGCAAAUCACUUAACUUUUGAGUCUAGUUUUCUCACAAAAUGAGGAUAUUAGGCGAAACGAUUUCCGAGUUUCCAGCUAGUCCUAGAGUUCUAUAUUUCUACAUAGUUGGGUUAUUUUAUCAUGCUGUUGCUGGGGAAUAUGACUAACACUUUUAAAGCUACUAAUUUUAUGUCGAGCUUUAAAAUCCAUAAUUGUUAUCUUCGGAAAAUAUUAUUUGACCUACAGUAUGUCCAAAUCAAUUUAAUAAAAUCACUUUAUAACAGGGU
Molecule: messenger RNA, 4349 nt
Organism: Rhinolophus ferrumequinum (greater horseshoe bat)
Lineage: Eukaryota; Metazoa; Chordata; Mammalia; Chiroptera; Rhinolophidae
Gene: ZNF664
Product: zinc finger protein 664
Exons: 5
Coding region: 1069-1854 (261 amino acids)
Biological process (GO): regulation of transcription by RNA polymerase II; central nervous system development
Cellular component (GO): nucleus
Molecular function (GO): RNA polymerase II cis-regulatory region sequence-specific DNA binding; DNA-binding transcription factor activity, RNA polymerase II-specific
Source: RefSeq, a predicted model, not a curated record